CAAACACUGGUUGAGUUGACAUCUGGUCCAGCUGGUCCAACAGGCCUAACAAGAGAAGGGGAGGAGAAAGAGGAAGGUUUCACACCUGACACGGUGCAAUGUUCAACUUUGACAAAAUUAAUGCCAGCCCGAGAAGGAAUAAAAACCAUGUGUUAAAAGCUUUUCUUCCUCCUGAAUGAAGCAUCAGACAUGAAGAUGGAAGAAUUAUUCGCUGGCAGUCCUUUUGACUUACCUUAUCAGUGAUUAUAAGGACUCUGGAAAUCAAAUUCAAGCCAGGUUGCACCCUUUAUGUAAUCCUGCCAACAUGUGUGAUAACAGGGAAAGACACGGGCUUGGGCAUAGCCAGAACAACUUAGCGGGAAGGGCCCCUAAUGUAAAGCCAAAACUCGACGAAAGAGGUAGAAGCAGCGACGAGCAGCAACGGAAGACGAAGAAACCUGCAAGAGUCAGACGGUCAAGGAGCAACGAGUCGCACGGAGUGGAAAGAGGGCGACGGAGAGAAAAAGACAGGCACAGCGGAGGUUGGAGACGACGUGGAAGAAGCGAAGAAGCCCGAAGAAGAGAAAACAGGGAGAGCGAUCGGAGAAAGGAGCUGAGGCGCUCUGAAAAUGACAUUGACGUAACCGAGUGUGCUAUUUGUUUUUGCUCUUAUGACAAUACUUUCAAAACCCCAAAACUGCUGGUUUGUGGGCACACCUUUUGCCUGGAAUGUCUAGCUCGCAUCAACGUCACCUCUGCUGAACUCAAGGCCCUGUCUUGCCCUGUGUGUCGCGAGUUGACCGAGAUUCCACAUGGCCAGGACCUACCCCGACUGAGCAACAACGAAGACAUCAUCGGACAACUUCCACCAGAUAUGCGAAGGGCACUGUCCAUUCGCUUCAAGCGAAGUCAAGGCAAACUGUUACUGAAGAAUCCUGGGACCGUCAUUCUUACUAAAUCCAGAGUGCCCAAAAGUCAAGAGGGUCAGGUGGAAGAUUGUGACCUGAGCCAGAGGAUACCACGGCAGACAGUGGUUCAGGCCACCAUUGUAGAUGUUGGAAGGCCUCCCAACCGCGUGAGAGGACAUUUGCGUAGGCUGUUCCGUUCAGACCAAUGCUACUACGCUGUGGUGGUGUCCAUCAUCUCUGUCACUGUCGCACUGGUACUGGUGGGUAUUCUGGCCUUUGUCAUUGUACCAAAUGUUAUCCUUCAACAGCAGCCUGUUCCUUCGGGAAACCAGUCAACACCGAUCAGCAGUGAAGAAGAACCAUAACAGACAGUGGAAAUUAGGCACGUCAUGUUUACAUCAGAAAGCACCAGUUACUUUUUCUUAAAAUAAUAAUAAUAAUAAUAAUAAUAAUAAUAAUAAUAAAUAUAUUUGAAUAACAUAUAACGAAGAUGGAUUUUAAUAAUGAUGUCUGAAUCUGAUGAUAUCCCGCGAAUAUUACGGGCAAACAGUCUUUUCACAUUAUCAGGGGAACUGCUAGAUGCAGAUUUCCGCAGAUAUUUCAUGUUAGCUCUUCAUUGCUGAAUGACCUCCUUGAGAAUUAUAAACAACUGUGAGAUAAUAUUCUUAUCUAGGUUAUGUAAGUUUCAUUACAUUUUAAAUGACAACAACUUAAUAAAAAGGGGUUGCGACGGUAGAUUGCUGUAACGCAAGCGUGGGCAAACUUUUUGAGUCGUGGGCCACGAUUGUCCUAACGAUUGAACAGCGGGGCAGGGUCAGGAGCAGAUAGAUGGAGCGUUCGUGUAAACUAAGAUAAGUGACAUGUAAAAGUCAUGCAUAUAAUUUUCUACGCCAUCUAUUGGGGAAACGUGGACAUUGCAGGGAAAAGGCAGAAGUAUAAUGAUAAUAUGAAUGAAUUACAUAAUUUGGAAAAGUUUGGCAGGCCGAGUUAAAAAGCUGAACAGGCCGCAUCUGGCCCCCUGGCCUUAGUUUGCCCAUGACUGCUGUAACCUCUUGGACGUGUCAGGAUGAUGUUGCAAGCAAUAAUAUAUAAUAAGUCAAACGUAGUAUUUAAAAUGUGAUCUGAAUUUGCAUUGACGACCAUAUUCAGGGGCAAUGGAAUAUUGCAAAGAAUAUGCUAUAAAUGAGCGGUCCCCCAACCCCCAGUUUGUGGACUGAUGCCAGUCUGUAGAUCAAAAGAAUCCAGUCAUAUCCCUUUACUUUUUUCCAUUAAAGAUAAUCUGACAAUGUUUCAAAACAAUAGUUCAUUCAGAUUUUGAUCCUAACAGAAUAAUGUCUAAAAGAUGUUUUAUUUUGAAAAUUUAACCCUGACAUGAUGCCUUGAUGCAUGACCCAUGAUAUACUGAGUUAAAAUUCAUUUUAAUAGCUGUCCACUGUAGUGACCGUCAUGCAUGAAAGGGUUAAUCGUCCUUCAAUGAUGGCACGGUAUUACCGGUCUGCAGUAACUGCUGCUUUAAAUGAAUGUAUCAUUUUCAAGAUUAGCUUGAUUACAAAAAAGAAAUGGUCAAUUUCCUGUAUAUAAAGUGGUUUGCCAUAAUUGCAAGUCCCUGAACUUCAAAACAUAUGCAUGUGAAUAGCCAAGAUCAGGCUGCUUUUAAUGGGCAAUAAGCUGUAAAUGUCAAACGGAACAAAAUGCUGUGAUACAAAGUAUCUUAUUUCUUUCUUAUUUUUGGUAUGUUAAGCUUAUUUUCAAAUCUUUGAAGAAUAUUAGCAACAAGCUGCUUGUAAAUAUGCUUAGAUGAUUUAUAUUUUCUAUAUAUGUAUUUAUGUAAACAGUAUAUAUACAUAUGUAUAUGUAUAUACUGUAUAUACUGUUCUUAUUAUUACCUGUACUUGCCUUAUUCAACAUUGUUGAACAAUUACAUGAAAUAUGUUGU
Molecule: messenger RNA, 2823 nt
Organism: Cynoglossus semilaevis (tongue sole)
Lineage: Eukaryota; Metazoa; Chordata; Actinopteri; Pleuronectiformes; Cynoglossidae
Gene: rnf183
Product: ring finger protein 183
Exons: 2
Coding region: 305-1252 (315 amino acids)
Biological process (GO): protein ubiquitination
Molecular function (GO): ubiquitin protein ligase activity
Source: RefSeq, a predicted model, not a curated record